GAAGCUGCAAGCCAAAAAGCGAAGCAGAAGCUUGGAGGCGACCGGAGUGCGAGGAGUCCUGAGCGGACACUUGGGACGCUACUUUUUCUUCACUUUAAGCGCAGAAGAAGAAGACGAUUGAUCACAGAGCAACUACAAGUUUCUCUUUCCAAGGAUGAGGCAGUAUCAAGGUUGGAGGAGGGGCUUCCUGCUGCUGCUGCUGGUGUUUCUUCAGGAAGCUAUGCCACAAAAGCUUCCCACGCGAGAUGAAGGACUUUUCCAGAUGCAGAUCCGAGACAAGUCGCGGUUCCACGACUCGUCCGUCAUUCCCGAUGGAGCCGAGAUCAGCGGCUACCUCUUCAGGGACACGCCCAAAAGGUACUACUUUGUAGUGGAAGAAGACAACACGCCUCUGUCGGUCACGGUGACGCCGUGCGACGCUCCUCUGGAGUGGAAGCUGACACUUCAGGAGCUUCCCGAAGAAGCCAGUGGAGAAGCUUCAGGCGAGCCUGAGCCGUUGGACCAACAGAAACAGCAGGUGACGGUGGACGAGGGGACGGAGCUCUUCAGCUACAAGGGCAACGACGUGGAGUCCUAUGUGGCCACCAGCACGCCGUCCGGCCUCUACCAACUGGAGUUGUUGUCCACAGAGAAGGACAGCAACUUCAAAGUGUACGCCAGCACCACACCAGAGUCGGACCAGCCCUACCCGGAGCUGCCCUACGACCCCCGCGUGGACGUCACUUCGCUAGGCCGCACCACUGUCACCCUGGCCUGGAAGCCCACGCCCACCGGCUUCCUGAUGGGCCAGCCCGUCCUGUACUGCGUGGUGAUCAACAAGGAGCACAACUUCAAGAGCAUGUGCGCCGCCGAGGCCAAGCUGAGCGCCGACGACGCCUUCAUGCUGGCGCCCAAGCCUGGCAGAGACUUCAGCCCGUUUGACUUUGUCCGCUUUGGCUUUGUCCCACCCGACGGCACGGGCAAGGACCGAGGCCUCGCCAGCAACAAGAUAUCACGGGUGUAUGCCGUCAAGCCCAAAGCGUUGGACAUCCAGAAGGUGUGCAUCGGCAACAAGAACAUUUUCACCGUGUCGGAGCUGAAACCGGACACCCAGUACUACUUUGAUGUCUUUGCCAUCAAUUCCGCCACCAACACCAGCACCGCGUACGUGGGCACCUUCGCCCGCACCAAAGAAGAAGCCCGCCAGAAGACGGCGGAGCUGAAGGACGGCAAAGUAUCCGAUGUCUUCAUCAAAAGGAAAGGCAGCAAGUUCCUGCGCUUCGCCCCCGUGUCCUCGCACCAGAGGGUGACGCUCUUUGUGCACGCCUGCCUGGAUGGCGUGCAGGUGCAGGUGAGACGCGACGGCAAGCUGCUGCUCUCCCAGAAUGUGGAAGGCGUGCGGCAGUUCCAGCUGCGAGGAAAGCCCAAGGCCAAGUAUUUGAUCCGUCUGCGCGGCAGCCGCAAGGGCGCCUCCACCUUGAAGGUCCUGGCUACCACGCGGGCCGGCAGCAAGCAGCCCUUCCCUUCCCUGCCGGAGGACACGCGCAUCAAGGCCUUUGACAAGUUGCGCACCUGCUCCUCCGUCACUGUGGCCUGGCUGGGCACGCAAGACCGCAACAAGUACUGUGUCUACCGCAGGGAGGUGGCUGACAACUACGGCGAGGAGCAGCGGCGGCGGGAGCAGAACCGCUGCGCCGGGCCCGAGACCCGCCGCAAGACGGAGAAGGUCGUGUGCAAGUACUUCCACAGCCCCAACCUGCAGAAAGCUGUGACCACAGAGACAGUGGGGGGGCUGGAGCCCGGCAAGACCUACCUGCUGGACGUUUACGUAGUGGCGCACAGCGGCCACUCGGUCAAAUACCAGAGCAAACUGGUGAAAACCAGGAAGUACUGUUAAGUGACUGCGCACAGAGGAAAUCUAUUGGAAAAAGAUAUCUAUAAGAAAUAAGUUUAUUUAACUCUGGAAGAAGUAAGGAGACGGCUCACGGGACUGUCGCUAGAGAUGUCCGCCUGUAUAUUUAUGUUUACACUUCCUGGCGUCUUCAUCUGCUGCGUUGCUGCAUGACGUCGCAACCGGGAGACCGAGCGUCGCUAGUGUGUAUAGAUCCGUCACUGCGUAUUCCACACCUGUCCUUUAAAUUAUUUUAUACCGCUUCUCUCUUGAUCCAGUGUUAUCGUGACAUUCCCUUGUGUAACAGAAUUAUUAUCAAUGUGUGUGUGUGUGUGUGAGUGUGAGUGCGCGCGUGUGUGUGUGUGUCGCAUGUACAGUUGUCCUGGCAGUAUUCAUGUACAUAAACACUAAAUAUAGAAGAAGUAAUCCCUCUGUCA
This is a messenger RNA of Doryrhamphus excisus (bluestripe pipefish), 2307 nucleotides long. It is a transcript of the gene ndnf, whose product is annotated as neuron-derived neurotrophic factor. Lineage: Eukaryota; Metazoa; Chordata; Actinopteri; Syngnathiformes; Syngnathidae. The record is from RefSeq and is a predicted model, not a curated record. Gene Ontology annotation, biological process: extracellular matrix organization. Gene Ontology annotation, molecular function: protein binding; heparin binding.